Molecule: messenger RNA, 7934 nt
Organism: Coregonus sp. 'balchen'
Lineage: Eukaryota; Metazoa; Chordata; Actinopteri; Salmoniformes; Salmonidae
Source: the annotation of a GenBank genome assembly
AUGGAAGAGGGAGACCACACCUUUAGCUGGUUGGUGGAAGAGGGAGCCCACACCUUUAGCUGGAUGGUUGAAGAGGGAGCCCACACCUUUAGCUGGUUGGUUGAAGAGGGAGACCACACCUUUAGCUGGUUGGUUGAUGAGGGAGCCCACACCUUUAGCUGGUUGGUGGAAGAGGGAGACCACACCUUUAGCUGGUUGGUGGAAGAGGGAGCCCACACCUUUAGCUGGUUGGUGGAAGAGGGAGACCACACCUUUAGCUGGUUGGUGGAAGAGGGAGACCACACCUUUAGCUGGUUGGUGUAAGAGGGAGACCACACCUUUAGCUGGUUGGUGGAAGAGGGAGACCACACCUUUAGCUGGUUGGUUGAUGAGGGAGACCACACCUUUAGCUGGUUGGUUGAUGAGGGAGACCACACCUUUAGCUGGUUGGUUGAUGAGGGAGACCACACCUUUAGCUGGUUGGUGGAAGAGGGAGCCCACACCUUUAGCUGGUUGGUGGAAGAGGGAGACCACACCUUUAGCUGGUUGGUUGAAGAGGGAGCCCACACCUUUAUCUGGUUGGUUGAAGAGGGAGCCCACACCUUUAGCUGGUUGGUUGAAGAGGGAGCCCACACCUUUAUCUGGUUGGUUGAAGAGGGAGCCCACACCUUUAGCUGGUUGGUGGAAGAGGGAGACCACACCUUUAGCUGGUUGGUUGAAGAGGGCACCCACAAAACACCAGGAAGCAAAAUAUCCAUUGGGUGCAUGGAAGGAGACUGAGAAGACCGCCCAGAUCAGAGUGUGCUGGUGGGAAGUCACCUAUCUUAUGCUCCCUGGGGUAAGUUCUGCCAGUCACAUUCUGUUAAAGGUCCCCAAAGCACACACGUCCCUGGGUCGCUCCUCUUUUCAGUUCGCUGCAGCUAGCGACUGGAACGAGCUGCAAAAAACUGGACAGUUUUAUCUCCAUCUCUUCAUUCAAAGACUCAAUCAUGGACAUUCUUUACUGCCAGUUGUGGGCUGCUUCGCCGUGAUGUAUUGUUGUUCUCUACCUUCUUGCCCUUUGUGCUGUUGUCUGUUGCCCAAUAAUGUUUGUACCAUGUUUUGUGCUGCUACCAUGUUGUGCUGCUGCCAUGUUGUGUUGCUACCAUGUUGUUGUCAUGUGGUGUUGCUACCAUGUUGUUUUCAUGUUGGGUUGCUACCUGCUGUGUUGUCAUGGGUUGCUGCCAUGCUGUGUUGUUGUCUCGGUCUCUCUUUAUGUAGUUGUCCUUGUGGUUGUGGUGUCUCUCUUUAUGUCGUGUUGUGGGGUCUCUUUUAUGUAUGUUUGGUUUUCUCUUUUGUAGUUUUUGUGGUUUUCUCUCUUUAUGUAGUGUUUGGUGUUUUCUUUUUGGUGUUGUUGGUCUCUCUUUUUUGUAUGUUGUGGUGUCUCCUUUAUGUAGGUUUUUGGUGUUCUCUUUUUGUUUUGUGGCCUCUUUUGGUGUUGUGGUGUCUCUCUUUAUGUAGUGUUUGGGGGUCUCUUUUAUGUGUUUUUGUGGGCUCUCUUAUGUGUGUUUGGGUCUCUCUUUAUGUAGUGUUGGGUUUUUCCCUUUAUUAUGUUGGGGGUCUCUCUUUAUGUAUGUUGUGGCGUCUUCUUUAGUAUGUUGUGGUUCUCCUUAUGUAUGUUUUGGUUCUCUUUAGUAGUUUUGGGCCUUUUUUUGUAGUGUUGUGGUGUCUCUCUUUAUUGUGUUUGGGUCUCUCUUUAUUAGUGUUGUGUUUCCUCGUUUUGUAGUGUUGUGGCUCCCUUUAUUAUGUUGUGGUUCCUCUUUUGUAGUGUUUGGUGUCUUUAUUUAUGUAGUGUUUUUGGGUCUCUCUCUCUUUUUAGUGGGUGGUCUCUCUUUAUUUUAGUGUUGGGGGUUUUUUCUUUAUUUUUUUGUGGUUUCUCUCUUUAUAUUGGUUUUGGGGCUCUUUUAUUAGUGUUUUGUGUCUCUAUUUAUGUAUUUGUGGGUUCUCUUUAUUAGGGUUUUGGGUCUCUUUUAGUAGUGUUGGGUGUCCCUUUAUGGUUUUUGUGGCGUCUCUCUUUAUGUAGUGUUUUGGGGGGUCUCUCUUUAUGUAGUGUUUUGGGGUCUCUCUUUUGUAUGUUGUGGUCCUUUUUUAUUGUGGGUUUUGGGGUCCUUCUUUUUGUAGUUGUUUUCUCUCUUUAUGUGUGUUUUUGGUGUCUCUCUUGUAGUGUUGGUUGUUUUCCCUUUUUGAGUGUUGUGGGGUCUCCUUUAUGUAGUUUUGUGGUGUCUCUUUUUUAGUGUUUUGGGGUUCUCUUUAUUAGUUUUGUUUUCUCUUUUUGUAGUGUUUGGUGUCUCUCUUUAUGUAGGUUGUGGGCUCUUUUAUGUAGUGUUGUGGUGUCUUCUUUAUGUAGUGUUGUGGUUCUCUUUUUGUAGUGUUUUUGGGGGUCUCUCUUUAUGUAGUUUUGGCGUCCUUUUAUGUUGUUGUGGUGUCCUCUUUAUGUAUGUUGUUGUGUUCUCUUUAGUAGUUUGGUUCUCCUUUUUUGUGUUUGUGGUGUCUCUCUUUAUGUAGUGUUUUGGGGGUCUCUCUUUAUGUAUGGUGGUUGCUCUUUUAUGUAGUGUUUUUGGUUUUCUCUUUUAGUAGUGUUGUGGUUUCCUCUCUUUUUGUAUUUUUUGGUGUCUCUUUAUGGGUUGUGGUGUUCUCUUUUAUUUGUGUGGUGGUGUCUUCCCUUUUUGAGUGUCGUGGGGUCUCUUUUAUGUAGUGUUGGGGUUCCCUUUAUGUGUGUUGUGGUGUCUCUAUUUAGUGUGUUGGGUCUCUCCUUUAUGUAGUGCUGUGGGGUCUCUCUUUUUUAGUGUUGUGGUGUUCCUUUUUUGUAGUGUUGUUGUUCUCUUUAAUGUGUUGUGGGGCUCUCUUUUUGGUGUUUUGGGGGUCUCUAUUUAUGUAGUGGGUUUUGGGGGUCUCUCUUUUUGUUGUUGUGGGCUCUUUUUGUAGGUUUUGGUUUUCUCUCUUAUUAUGUUUUGGCGCUUCUUUUGUAUGUUUUGGCUCUCUCUUUUUUUUUGUGGUGUUCCCCUUUUGUAUGUUUGGUCUCUCUUUUUGUGUGUUGUGGGGUUCCCUUUAGUAGUGUUUUGUUGUCUCUCUUAUGUGUUUGUGGUGUUUUUUUUUUUUUCUCUUUAGUGUGUUUUUGGGUUCCCCCCUUUUAUUAGUGUUUGUGGGUCUCCUUUAUGUAGUUUUGUGGUGUCUCUUUUAUGUUUUGUGGGCUCUUUUAUGUGUGUUGUGGGGCUUCUUUUUAGUGUUGUGGUGCUUCCCUUUAUGUUGUUUUUGGGGGUCUUUUUAUGUAGUGUUUGGGUCUCUCUUUAUGUAGUGUUUUUUGGGUUCCUUUUUGUAGUGGUUUUGGGUCCUUUUUUAUGUAUGUUGUGGUGUCCUCUUUAUUUGUUUUGUGGGGUUUUUCUUUUGUAUGUGUGGUGUUCUCUUUAUUAGGGUUUUGGUGUCUUCUUUAUUGUUGUUUUUUUGUGGUUCUCUUUUAUUAGUGUUGUGGGGUCCUCUUUAUGUAGUGUUUGUGGUUCCUUUAUGUAUGUUGUGGUGCCCCUCUUUAGUAGUGUUUGGGUCUUCUUAUUUUGUUGUUUUGCUCUCUUUAUUAGUGUUGUGGGUCUCUCUUUUUAGUGUUUUUGGUGUCUCUCUUUUUGUGUGUUUGGUUCUCUUUUAUGUAGUGUUUUUGGGUCUCUCUUUAUGGUUUUUUGGUGUUCUAUUUUUUAGUGUUGUGCUCUCUUUUGUAGUGUUGUGGGUCUCUCUUUAUGUAUUUUGGUGCUCUUUAUUUGUGUUGUGGGUCUCUUUUAGUAGUGUUGUGGUUCUUUUUAUGUAGUGUUGUGGUGUUCCUUUAUGUAGGGGUUUUGGGUUUUUCUCUUUAUGUGGUUUUUGGUGUUCCUCUUUUAUGUAGUUUUGGGUCUCUCUUUUUUGGUUUUUGUGGUCUCUCUUUUUGUAUGUUGUGGUGUCCUCUUUAUGUGGUUUUGGGGUCUCUCUUUUUGAGUGUUUGGUGUCUCCUCUUUAAAGUAGGUUGUGGGUCUCUUUUAUGUGUGUUUUGGGGGUGUCCUCUUUAUGUAGUUUUUGGGGGGCCUUUUUUGUUUAGUUUGUGGGUCCCCUCUUUUAUGUAGUUUUGUGGGGUUUCCCCUUUUAUGAGUGUUGGGGUUUUUCUCUCCCCUUUUUGUAUGUGUGGUUCCCCUCUUUAUUAAGUGUUUUGGUGUCUCUUUUAUGUAUUUUUGGGGUGUCUCCCUUUAUAUAGUUUUUGUGGGGUCUCUCUUUAAAGGUUUUUUGGGGCCUAUUUAUGUAUGUUGUGGGGUCCUUUUUUAGUAUUUUGGUUUCUUUUAUGUAGUUUGUGGGUCUUCUUUAUGUAUUGUGGUCUUCUUUAUGUAGUGUUGUGGGCCCCUCUUUUUGUAUGUUUGGUGGGGUUUUCUUUAGUUUUUUUGGGCUCCUUUAUGUAGUGUUGGUGUUUUUUCUCUUUAUGUAGUGUUUUUGUUUUCUCUCUUUUUGUGGUUUUGGGGGGUUUUUCUUUAUGUAGUGUUGUGGUGUCUCUCUUUUUUAGUGGUGGGUCCUCUUUAGUGUGUUGUGGGUCUCUUUUAUGUAGUGUUGUGGUGUCUCCUUUAUGUAGGUUUUUGUUUCUUUUUGUGUUUGUGGUGUCUCUCUUUAUGUAGGUUUGGGUCUUCCCUUUUUGUUUUGUGGUGUCUCUCUUUUUGUGUGUUGUGGGGGGCUCCUUUUUUGUGUGUUGGGGGCUCUCUUUUUGUAUGUUUUGGGGUCCUCUUUUGUAGUGUUGUGGGUUCUCCCUUUUUUUAUGUGUUUGUGGGUUUCUUAGUAGUUUGUGGUGUCUUUUCUUUUUAGUGUUGUGGGUUUUUUUUUAUAGUGUUGUGGGUCCCCUCUUUUUUGUAUGUUUUGGUUCUUUUUAUUAUGUUUUGGUGUUCUCUUUAUGUGUGUUUUUGGGUCCUUUUUUAGUAUGUUUGGGUCUCUUUUAUGUAGUGUUGUGGGUUCUUUUUUAGUGUUUGGGGCUUUUUAUGUAUGUUGUGGUGUUCUUUUUUAGUGUUUGGUGUUUUUUAUGGUUUUGGGGUCUCUUUUAUGUAUGUUUUGGGCCUCUUUUUGUGGGGUUUUUGGGGUUCUCUUUAGUAGUGUUUGGUGUCUCUCUUUAUGUAGUGUUGGGUGUCUCUCUUUUAAAGGGUUUGGGGUUCCUCUUUUUUUUUUUGGUCUCCCUUUUUGGGUUUUUUUGUUUUCCUUUUUUGUAGUGUUUUGGUGUCUCUCUUUUAUGUAUGUUUUUGGUUUCCCCUUUAUUAGUGUUUGGUGUCUCCUUUAUUUGUGUUGUGUUUCUCUUUUGUAGUGUUGUGUUUUCUCUAUUUAUGUAGUUUUGUGGGUCUCUCUUUUUGUAGUGUUGUGGUUUUCUCUCUUUAGUGUUUGUGGUGUCUUCUUUAGUAGUGUUUUGGGUGUCUCUUUUAUGUGUUUUUUGGUUUUUCCUUUUUUGGGUUUUUUUGUCUCCUCUCUUUUUGUAUGUUUUGGGUCUUCUUUAUGUAGUGGUGGUGUCUCUCUUUAUGUUGUUUGUGGGGCCCUUUUUUUAUGUGUGUUUGGCUCUCUUUAAUUUUGUGUCCCCCCCCUCUUUUAUUUAGGUUUGUUGUCUCUUUUAGUAGGUUUUUGGGUCUCCUUUAAUUAGUGUUGGGGUUCCCCUCUUUAGUAGUGUUGUGGGGUCUCUCUUUAUGAGGUGGGGGGUUCUCCUUUUGUAGUGUUUUGGUGUCUCAUUUUUGAGUUUUGUGGGCUCUCUCUUUAUGAGGGUGGUGCUCCUUUUGUGUGUUGUGGGUCCUCUUUAUGAGUGUUGUGGUUUCUCUUUUGUAUGUUUUGGGGCUCUCUUUUUGUGUGUGUGGUGUCCUCUUUAUGUGGGGUUUUGUGGCGUUCUCUUUUUUUUUGUGGGGUUUUGGGCUCCUUUUAGGGUGUUGUGGGGUUUCUUUUGUGUUUGUGGGUCUCUCUUUAGUAGGGUUUGGGGUUCCUAUUUAUUGUGUUUGGGGCUCUCUUUAUUGUGGGUUUUGGUGUCUCUUUUAUGUAGUGUUUGUGGUUCUCUCUUUUAGGUUGUGGUUCUCUCUUUAUUAGUGUUUGGGGGGUCUCUCUUUAUGUGGUUGUGGGGUCCCUUUAUGUAGUGUUGUGUUGUUCCCCUUUUGUGUGUUGGGGUGUUCUCUUUAGUUUUUGGUGUCUCUCUUAUUUUGUUGUGGUGUCUCUCUUUUUGUAGUUUGUGGGUUCUCUUUAUGUAGUGUUGUGGUGUCUCUAUUUUUGUGUUUGUGGUGUCUCUCUUUUUGUAUGUUGUGUGUCUCUCUUUAUGAGUGUUGUGGGUUCUCUCGUUAUGUAGUGUUGUGGGCUCUCUUUUAUGUAGUGGUUGCUGGUGUCGUUCUCUUUAUGUAGUGUUGGGGUGUCCUCUCUUUUAUGUAGUGUUUGGUGUCCUCUCUUUAUGUAGGUUGUGGUGUCGUUUAGUAGGUUGUGGUCUCUCUUUAUGUGUGUUGUGGUGUCCCUCUUUAUGUAGUUGUUGUGGUGUCUCUCUUGUCGUGAUGUGUGUUUUGUCCAACAUUUUUUAUUUGUAUUUUUUUUAUCCCAGCCCCCGUCCCCGCAGGAGGCCUUUUGCCUUUUAAUAGAAAUGAGUUCUUAACUGACUUCCCUAGUUAAAUGAAAAGAAAUAAAAAAUAAAGUAAAAAGGUAAGUGCUGGUAGAUGUUUAAAGUGAUGAUCUAGACUCUCUAGCGAUCUCCCGUGACAACGCAUUGACACAAGGUAAGGGGAAAAGUUAGUCACCAAGAGAGAGAUCUUGCAAUGUCUGUGACUCUCAAGCAUUAGGUUUGAGUCAAGUUAAAACCACGAUGUGGGUUUCUCUCAUUAGCUGGAGUGGUUCUAGUGUGUGUGUGUGUGUGUGUGUGUGUGUGUGUGUGUGUGUGUGUCUGUGUGUGUGUGUGUGUGUGUGUGUCUGUGUGUGUGUGUGUGUGUGUGUAUGUGUGUGUGUGUGUGUGUCUCUGUGUGUGUGUGUGUGUGUGUGUGUGUCUCUGUGUGUGUGUGUGUGUGUGUGUGUGUGUGUGUGUGUGUGUGUGUGUGUUUGUGUUUGUGUGUGUGUGUGUGUGUGUGUGUUUGUGUUUGUGUGUGUGUGUGUGUGUGUUUGUGUGCUGUGUGUGUGUGUGUUGUGUAUGUGUCGUGUGUGUGUGUGUGGGUGUGUGUUGUGUGUGUGUGUGUGUAUCUGUGUGUGGGUGUGUGUGUGUCUGGUCUCUGUGUGUGUGUGUGUGUGUGUGUGUUGUGUGUGUGUGUUUCUGUGUGUGUGUGUGUGUUUGUGUUUGUGCUGUGUGUGGUGUGUGUGUGUGUGUGUGUGUCUGUGUGUGUGUGUGUGUGUGGGGUUUUGUGUGGUGGUGUGUGUGUGGGUGUGUGGUGUGUGUGUGUGUGGUGUGUCUCUGUGUGUGUGUGUUGUGUGUCUGUGUGUGUCUGUGUGUGUGUGUGUUUGUGUGUGGUGUGUGUGUGUCUGUGUGUGUGUGUGUGUGUGUGUUGUGUGUCUGUGUGUGUGUGUGGUGUGUGUGGUCUGUGUGUGUCUGUGUGUGUGUGUGUGUGUGGUGUCUGUGUGUCUGUGGUGUGUGUAUGUGUGUGUCUGUGUGUGUGGUGUGUGUGGUGUGUGUGUGUGUGUGUGGUGUGUGUGUGUUGUCUGUGUGUGUGUCUGUGUGUGACUACAGUGUUUAUUUAAUCAGUUUCACAGCUAGAGAAUAAGACAGCGUUAAAUCUACGCUUCACUCAUUACUCAUUCUGGUCUCUGAGUCACAGCCUACCUCCCAAAUGGCAUCCUAUACCUUAUAUAGUGCACUAUGUCUGACCAGGGCCCAUAGGAUGCUGUUUGGGACACAGCCACAGAGUCUUACUCAUAGCGGGAACCAAAUCGAGGUCCCCUGUUGUUGGAGGAUGGUCACUUUUUUUUCUGUUUUUCUCAGCGGUAUGCAGUAU